Messenger RNA from Fomitiporia mediterranea MF3/22, 636 nucleotides. RefSeq lists its product as uncharacterized. NCBI's taxonomy places the organism in Eukaryota, Fungi, Basidiomycota, Agaricomycetes, Hymenochaetales, Hymenochaetaceae. The annotation marks the transcript as partial. The record is from RefSeq and is a predicted model, not a curated record. The transcript is spliced from 3 exons.
GCCCUUCUGAUUCAGAUACUGAAGAAGGCAAAGGACAAUGGCCUCCAGGCUGAGAGUGGUUGGAAGCCUGUUGUCUGGUCUUUAGCUGUUAAGGCCCUUACUAGUACAGAGAGUGAGAGUGGUAGAGUUAGGAAGGAGGUGAAGUAUGUUAGGUCUCAGUUUUACAGAUACAAGAAGAGCUUUCCUCUUUAUAAGGAAAUGGCAGAGCUUGUAGAAGGGAUUGUAGCUGAUAGAAGGAGUGCAUUCCAGCCUAGCCAGAAUACACAGACUUUGAGCAUGCCUAGUCUACAGGCUGCCAGCUCUAGUUCUCUCACAAGUAACAAGACUUCUUCUGUCUCAGCUGUGCCAAAGAGUUUAGAAGAUAUCUCUGACUUUGAGUCAGACACUAGUAGAGACAACACUCAGUACACUGAGACUCUCCCUACAGUGGAUGAGGAAUUGUCUGACAAUAAUAUGGUAGAUGUAGCAGAAAUGAUAUGUAAGCACACUAGUAUUGCUAAUACUUAUCUUGCUUUGCAAAAUAAGGAUUACUGUACUACUUAUUUGCAGAAAUCCCUUGCUAGGUACAAAGGCAUGUAAAUUAGUUUUAUUUUGUAAUAUCUUGACUACUUUCCCUCUGAAUUCAAUAUGUUGAUC